AUGUCUUUGGUACCUUCCACGGGGAUCGACAGCACACUAAUGUCGGAAGUCGACAUGGGCGGUGCCUCCGAUUCGUCUACCACCAUGGUGCGGGCUACGGUGGUGCAGGCUUCCACAGUCUUCUACGAUACUCCGGCCACAAUUGGUAACUAUGCAUCCAUCUGUCUUCCUUUGGUCGCUAUGAACGGUUUGGGCUUUCAGCUGUUUUGAUUCCUACGGCUUUUCCACUUGUUUUACCUCCCCGAUCUCGUUGCUAUUGCUGUGUUUUGGUGCGAAACUCUGAGUGUGCUGCUCAAGCUCUGGGAUACCUAUAACUUGGUUGACGUUGUCGACAAGGCGGAGAUCUGUGGAUGUGUGUUGGGUGGGAAUUUUCUUUCAUCACGGUAUCCUCGAAGUGAGACCACAUAGGCCGCCAAUUGGUGGAGGUUCUUCGUGUUCACACAUCAUCGGGUCCUUCUUUUGCGGCGAGUGAUGGUUUCGAGACCAUAGUUUAAUGCCCGCAUGAUAAAUUUCUCAACAAGGGAAAGAGGCAUCUUGAUGACUUUCACCACACUACCCAUUCUGAAAUUCCAAUACUAUGAGUUUUCUCUAUACAUGUCGUUUCCAAGCAUUCAUGGAGGGGCAUUAUUCAGUAAUAAAUAACAUUAGGCUCCUCGUUUUUCUUCAAUCAUUGAAUGAAAAAUUUGGUGGAGACAGUAGCAUCAUUGAAGCACAUGCAGAUUGAGAUCGUAGAAACAUGAGCUCGUGAUGUUCUGCUGCUUGUUUUCUGUGGACUAUUAACCUCAGCCCUCAAAUAGACACGUUGAACAAGAAACUUUUGUGGGCAUUAAUAAUAAAAGUAGAAAAUAAAAGUACUGAUGUGAAGUUCAUGGCAUGCAAAUGGGCAUGUGCUUGUUACAGAGAAAGGGGGGGGCUUUGUUUCCCUUGAUUCCAUUUUCUUGGUUACUCAUGCAUCACAAUGCCUAAGCUAAGUUUUUAUUAAAAAAAUGGAGGCUCACCCCGAUGGUAGGGUGAAGAAAGACAAGAAAGCUCACAAAUAAAAAAGCACAGUUGUUCUUCUUUCUCCCAUUUUGAGUUGCAUUUCAGUUUUUCUUUUUUGCUUCUGAUUUCAGGCUCUUCAAGUUUAUGUCACUUCCAAAGCCAAACUCUUUUUCUUUCCCCAUUCUCUUAGGGAGCCAGAAUUUUGCUGCAAGUUAAAGCGCAGCAAGUUAUUUAUUUAUCUAUCUAUCUGAUAUUUUUUCUAUGUGUCUUUCCCAGAUAAAGCAGAGAGAUUAAUUGCAGAAGCUGCUGGAUAUGGAUCACAGUUAGUGGUGUUUCCCGAAGCAUUUAUUGGCGGUUAUCCCCGUGGGUCAACAUUUGGCGUCAUUAUAGGCAGCCGUUCAGAGAAAGGAAAGGAAGAAUUCCGUAAAUAUCAUGCCUCUGCAAUUGAUGUUCCUGGUGCGGAACCUUUUAUGCCCGUUUUUCUUGCAACUCUUUCAUAGAGAGUUAGCCUUCAUUAUCCCCAUCAAACGGGAAUCUGAUGCACGUUAUAUGCACCCAUCAUUCGUCUCAUUAUCUUGUGUGUGCUGAUUCUCUGUUGACAUCGCUGAUACUCUUUCUAGGCAUGAACCAUGGAUAUAACAACCUAUUUCAAUUGAUCAUUUUGGUUAUUUCCUUAUUUUUGUGUGAAGAACCCAGCAUGGUCCGGACUGGUCUAGUUUUUUUUUUUUUUCCUUCCAUUUAUUGUUAUGAUUCAUUUUCCUCUGACAGGGUCCGAGGUCGAUCGUCUGGCUGCAAUGGCUGGAAAAUAUAGAGUAUUCCUGGUCAUGGGUGUGAUAGAAAGAUCGGGGUACACUCUCUACUGCACCGUCCUUUUUUUCGACCCUCAGGGCCGUUACCUGGGGAAGCAUCGUAAGCUCAUGCCCACUGCCUUGGAGCGUAUAAUAUGGGGCUUUGGGGAUGGAUCCACCAUCCCAGUCUAUGAAACCCCAAUUGGGAAGAUAGGCGCUCUUAUCUGCUGGGAGAAUCGAAUGCCUCUGUUAAGAACAGCAUUAUAUGGCAAAGGUAAGCUGAUAAUACCAUGGUUCUCACGGAUUUUUACUCUUGAUAAGAUUCAUGUUCACAUUCCUGCACUUAAGUCUAUGUUUUUUAGCUAUCCUUUCCUAACAUGGCAUCGACAUCCUGGUGUUCUUCAGGAAUCGAAAUAUAUUGUGCUCCAACAGCAGAUGCCCGAGAAGUGUGGCAGGCGUCCAUGACCCACAUCGCCGUGGAGGGAGGAUGCUUUGUUCUGUCGGCUAAUCAGUUCUGCCGCAGGAGAGACUACCCGCCAGCACCGGAUUAUGUGUUUGGAGUGUCGGAUCAUGAGCUCUCACCCGAUUCUGUUGUGUGUUCCGGAGGAAGUGUGAUCAUCUCACCCUCAGGAACCAUCUUGGCAGGACCGAAUCAUGAUGGGGAGGGUCUCAUCUCAGCCGACCUAGGUACAAAGAACCCUAUUUUCUUUUUCUGUACCUGUGUGAUUUUUCAAAAAUUAUUGACUUUCGGAUCCGGAUUUCCCACCUUAGUAAUCUUCUCCGGGAUUCAAUUGGUUGAGGUCCUGGUUCCUGAUCUUAAACUGUUCAUCCGAAAGAAACUUUUUUUUUGGAUUGAGCUGGGGUAAAAUUUCAUGGAUACAGAUAUCUGAUUGCCUUUCUUCAUCUGUAGAUCUCGGAGAAAUUGUUAGGGCCAAGUUUGACUUCGAUGUGGUGGGACACUACUCGAGACCUGAUGUGCUGAGCCUGGUGGUGAAGGAUCAUCCACUGAACCCUGUUUCGUUCGAAUCCUCCAUGGAGACUCUCAAGUUCUCAUAG
Messenger RNA from Spirodela intermedia, 2825 nucleotides. Lineage: Eukaryota; Viridiplantae; Streptophyta; Magnoliopsida; Alismatales; Araceae. The record is from the annotation of a GenBank genome assembly.